AGAUAGGUGGCAAGUAGCGAAGAGGGCUCUAAAGAGAAUUAACUUAAUUUAUUCCACGUCUCGCUUUACUUGCUCAUGAUGAACAACUGAUACCACUAUCAUUACGAGUUUAAUCUACAUUAAAGAACAAUUGGACAGAGAAAAUUAAUUUCGUUUUUAUGCUUAAAAGAAAUUCUCGAUGACUACCCAAAGGUCACCAAAUUACACAAAUUCUCACGGGGAGUAAUGACACAAUGACGACAUUAUGCCCGUAUACACUUCUCCUUAUUGUUAUAAUCAUCAUAGAAAUGAGGGCGCCACAACCAUCUGCAUUAUGUGGUCUCUCAGAAUUUUCUUGCGAUAAUGGCAAAUGCGUUCGACAGAAUAUGUAUUGUAACGGCAGGGAGGACUGUGGAGACGGCAGCGACGAACCACGUGGUUGUAUUGCUUGCAACAGGACAUUCAAUGGUGAAGCUAAUGUUAAGUACAGACUACACAUCAGCGAGCCUUUCCACCGGCACGUACCUUUUCUCUGUGUUGUCAGUUUCGUAGCAGAUGGUGGCACGUACGGAGACUACGUUGAGCUACGGUUUCUCUCCUUCAAUGUCGGAUCGCUUGAAAAGGGAAGUUCCGGUCUCACUUGCUAUGGUGGCCACCUGCAAGUUCUCGAUAAGAAAAAUCCAGAAACAGAUAUCAGCCACCAACAAACACGUGGUCUCAGCCAGCUCGUCUCAGCGCUGAAACACACAAACGGAAUGUUUCCGAGCUUGUAUAACUUUACAGGAAAAAUUGCACCCCACUUUGGAUAUUUUUGCGGCCAAAUGUCAGCCCAAGGUGUCAACUACUUCUCAAGCGGGAAUAACGUUACCCUUCUUAUUUUCAUGCCACGUCGGACUUCUUGGCGGUAUCAGUCUUUUAACGUGUUUCUCACGUACAGGUUUAUUACCACGAAAACGAGUGUGGGGAUUCAAGAAGAUGACACCAAGGUUAACGUAGGAAGGGCAACACCAAAUUCUUUUUGUAACGUGGAAUAUCGUGAUUGCGUUAACCAAGUCUGUAUUAUUAGAUCUCCAAACUUUCCGGGUACAUUUUUACCGAAUUUUACAUGUCAGUACUUGAUAAGACAAAAUGAGAUUCCAAAAGGAUUCCAUGCACAGAUAGUGCUGAAGCAGGACAAUGAAUACAAAAUUUCCAUUGAAAACGGACAUUCCGGUCUCGGAGCAAUUUCAAGCAGUUCACUAACCACUGAGUGUUCACGAGACGUUGUACGUAUAUUUGACGGUUCGACACCAGAUACAGUCUUAUUAACUGAGUUUUGUGGGUCGGGUGCUCUUCCUGCAGUUGUAUCCAGUCAAUCCAGCGUCUUGAUCCAGCUGGUUAGUGCUCCAUCUCAGCUACUGCACGAUUCUAGGCUAGAGCUAGAAGCGCGGGUCAGAUUUGUCAAGAAACCAGUUUGGCGGAUAAAGGGAAAUAGCUGUAACUUUCUAAUUGAUGUGUCACAGGAAAGAGAAGGAAUUAUUGAAAAUCCCCAGCACACUGUCCCAUUGCAAACUAUAUGUACUUACAUUAUAAGAGGUAAACGCCCCUCUGAUCGUGUCUGGUUGUACUUUACGUCUUAUAUAGUAGAAGACAAGCAUCCCUGGUCACUUACAGAACACUGCGACACUGGUAAACUACAGAUUCUAGGCUCGGCUGUUCCAGAUCAUUUGGUAUUCACAGAAAACAAUUCAUUUGAAAACAACCACACGUACUGUGAGAAAAGUUCACCACAGCUUUGCACUCGUGCAGGAGAUACGCGUAGUCUCAUACCCCUCCGUCCCUGCAGUUUACCAGAAGAAAGUUACUUUUCUAAGGGACCAGAGUUGAUGUUGAGGUUGCAUUAUCCAAGAAUUUCGGGAAUAUCAACAAUCCAGCCUAUUUUCAAAGCCCGUUAUGAAAUUGUAGACACUCGUCAACCCGGGCUGGGCCUUCACUUAUCUCUUUGCGACCGGUUUGUAGGAAGUGAAAACUCAAACCAUGGUACAAUCUUUUCCCCGAGGAAUGUCUUGUAUUAUGGUAGAGGAGGUCGUCGUGAGAUUUCUUGUCGGUAUAAUCUUAAAGGAAGAGACUCAAAACGAGUGAAAAUAAUGUUUCUAACCCUACAACUUUUGUCAUCGGUAUGUACAAAUAUGAUUGAUAGUGUAACGCAUCAAAGAACUUGUGAAAUCACUCAGAAUAAUAAGGAACCUCUUUCCUUUAUACAAGUUGUUGAAAACUGGCAGGGAAUCGAACUGUCGCUUGGCUGUUUUUGUAACAUAAGCUUGAUAUCAUUAGCACAUAAACCUAUCGAAAUUACUUCUCUUAGCGAUAAUGUUUCAGUGAUUUUUACUGUAAAAGGCAUGACUUCUGUACAAGACUAUCACCAUUUUAAUUUUAGAGCUAAUUAUAAGUUUUUCUCUUUUCCUCCUUGUGAUUAUGUUUUAAAGGAAGAAAAGGGCUCAAAAGGAAUACUCACUAUGGUUGUUAACAGGUCGGUGAUAGACGAACAUGGUGAAUUUCGUUGUAGAUGGUCGUUGAAACCAGCUGUUGGUAAACAUACAUAUUUAACACUUCGUGGAACAAAGGGACCAGGAGAAUGUCCGUACAACAACGUAGUAAAGGUUUACAUUGGGAGUAGUAACACAGCUAUUGCGAUGGUUUGCUUGAAUGACAAUAUGACAGAAGUAAAAGUAGUUUCACCGUUUGGGAGUGGUAUGGAUUCUGUAACGCCACAUCAGACUGACCGCGUGUCCCAAGGAAAGACAAAUCAUAUCAUUCUUGAAGCUAUCAUUAAAGCCCCACAGCCUGUGCGUGUAGAGUGGGGUGAGGUGACAAAACCCUUCCUGAAGAAAAACGUGGGCCAGUCCUUAAGGACCAUUAAUUGUCUUGUCAGAUGCCCGGAAAUUAAUGCAUGUAUUAGUCCUGACCUAUGGUGUGAUGGAAAGAAACAUUGUCCAUCAGGCUACGACGAGGCGGCAGAAAAUUGCCAACGGUAUCCUCUGUUGUACGUUGCCGUAGGGGUCGGAGUCACGCUCUUUCUACUUAUGCUGGUUCUAAUAGCGAUAAUUGUCAGGUGCAGGAAACGCGAUAAACGGACCAUACGAAUUCCAACCGUUGAUAACUUUGAAAUGAACGGCAGCGGUCGAGCUCAAGAAGAUUGUUUUUUAAAGUAUUAAUCCAUAAUAAUGUCUCUCCAAAUCUUGGACCUCCUCUAGCUGUGAUAUAUAUAUUAUACUACAUUCCAUUAAAUUAUGAAAAAGAAAUAACUUUGUUUAUAUUAUCUUGUGGAAACUGUUGGCACAUGUUUCUGUAAGCUCAAAACGUGAAUAUAUUGUAUUUGAUAUUCUUGCAUGACGAAGAAUGGCAACUCAAAUAAUCUACAAAGAACUUUCACUGAAGAUGACAUGUGGAUUGCUGUUAAUUAAACAAUAUUUGUAUUUCUUUUCUCUAAACU
Molecule: messenger RNA, 3451 nt
Organism: Limulus polyphemus (Atlantic horseshoe crab)
Lineage: Eukaryota; Metazoa; Arthropoda; Merostomata; Xiphosura; Limulidae
Exons: 4
Coding region: 234-3173 (979 amino acids)
Cellular component (GO): plasma membrane
Molecular function (GO): protein binding
Source: RefSeq, a predicted model, not a curated record